AUGGAGAUCCGCGACGUUAUAGAUGAGGAUGAAGCUGGUCUGGGUGGCAGGGGUGGCGAGGUGGGGCUGCCGCCGGAGCUGUGGCAGUGCGUGUUCGAUUGGGUGGACACGUGGAAGGGUCUGGGCAGCGUGAGUCGCGUGUGCCGUGCCUUUCACGACCUCGCCCUCCUGCAGAUCAAGCGACGACGUCUCGCCUUCGAGACGCGGCUGGCCGAGGGAGACCUGCGGUGGAAGCGGGUGGCGUGCGUGGGCACGCCAGCCCCUGACCUUCGCUUGGAGGAACUACGCGGAGAGGACGAGGACGAGGAGCAGAGAGACUACUUUGCCCACUCGCUGACGCUUCUCUAUCGCCAGCCACACGAGCUCCUCCGGGACAUGGAAGGGCCGCUGCUGGCCAGGUACGGGGGCUCGUUCUACAUGGGAGGCAACGUCUACGACAUGAUCUUCUCACCCGCGAUGUUCUUCUACAAAUUCGGCAAGGCCUCAUGGCACCGCGUGGAUCUUGUGGCCAAGGAGGGCGCCUGGGCUCCCAAGCGCCGUUCGUUCGCUUCGACACACCUCAUCAACAAGGGCACCCAGAUUCUGUUCUUUGGCGGGCAGUAUCGAAACAGGUUCUCGCUUCCGCUGGACGGCCACCCAGAGGGGUGGAAGUUCUACAACGACGCGUUCCUUUUCGACCUACGCCAGCUCGCAUGGAUACCGCUGGCCUGCAAGGGAACACCGCCCCACGGCCGGGUCGGUCACAGGUCUGUUGUCAUAGAGCGCAAGAUGUGGAUCUUCGGAGGCACGUACAUGGAUGCAGACUUCACCUACCACUAUUUUGACGACGUCUGGACGCUUGACUUGGACACGCUGCAAUGGACAAAGGAGCAGGUCACCGGAGAGGCCCCGCAAGCCCGACAGAGCCACUCGCUGUGCCGCAUUCCCAACACCACGCAAGCCCUUCUCUGGGGCGGCAACGCCGAGGUGCUCAGCUCCAAGCGGGACCUGAACGACUGCUACAUCCUCGACACCGCUGCCAAGACGUGGACAAAAGUGGAGUACGCCAACAAGGACUCGGACGCAAUAUGGGUGCUCAAUAUCGACCGUCGGGAGUGGCGGAAGCACGACGUCCCGCUCCAUCCCUCGGUCUUCGGCGACUUGCCGCAAGCCGAGCGCAGAAGCAUGCUCGAGCGGAGCGUCUCCUUCCAGGGCGCCGCCAUGGGCAUCGAGCAGAUCUACCUCUUUGGAGGUAUACCGCCGUCUUCAUCGUCAUCGUCGCGCAUGACCUCUUCAAGAUCUGACUUUGACUCAUCACCGUCCCUAUGA
Messenger RNA from Acanthamoeba castellanii str. Neff, 1308 nucleotides. Its product is annotated as kelch repeat-containing protein. Lineage: Eukaryota; Discosea; Longamoebia; Acanthamoebidae. The transcript is spliced from 10 exons. The record is from RefSeq and is a predicted model, not a curated record. Bases 1 to 1308 code for a protein of 435 amino acids. Gene Ontology annotation, molecular function: protein binding.